Molecule: messenger RNA, 162 nt
Organism: Paramuricea clavata
Lineage: Eukaryota; Metazoa; Cnidaria; Anthozoa; Malacalcyonacea; Plexauridae
Source: the annotation of a GenBank genome assembly
UUCCAUCGGAUUGCCAUUGGUCAUGUUAAUGAAGAGCAUUUGAAAGGAAGUCUUCAACACAUGGUCAAGUAUGGCUUCUUGAAAGAGAGUACAGAAAAGGAAUCAUCAUUUUGGACCCGUUUGGUGGCAGAAAUCCACCAGGCACUAGAAGAGAAAGUCGCG